Melospiza melodia melodia is the source of this 2492-nucleotide messenger RNA. It is a transcript of the gene TMEM39B, whose product is annotated as transmembrane protein 39B. The record is from RefSeq and is a predicted model, not a curated record. NCBI's taxonomy places the organism in Eukaryota, Metazoa, Chordata, Aves, Passeriformes, Passerellidae. The transcript is spliced from 7 exons. Bases 800 to 2317 code for a protein of 505 amino acids. Gene Ontology annotation, cellular component: membrane.
AUCUGGGAGAUAUUAAUUCCCUUUGAUGCAGAGGAUCAGUCUGGCAUCCUGUGCCUGCUCACACACGAAGAGGCUCCUCUGGCUAAACUCGUUUUUCCUCCUCAGGUGAACAGAAGGUGAAGAAUGAACAAGGGCUUGUGUGUAAUUGCUCUGCCUUUCAUGUUCAAGCACUCUUAGAUAUGUAAACACCAACUUGAGCUCUGAAAGCUUCCAAUUAAUUAAGAGAGCCACUGAGUAGCACAACACAACCCUGGGUCUGAACAGCACAGGGGAUUUAAUAUCAAAUAUCCUGGGUCCAAAUGUUGCUUUGUGUGGGCAAAUCCCUGCUCACAUCUGAGUGAAAUUUGUGAUUUGUGCCAAACAGUGAUAACUCAAGUUUCCCCAUUGAUCUCAGAGCUGUGAGGGGAGCUGGAGGACAUCCCCCUGCUCAGCCCUCUGAAGUACUCAGGGGAUUUAAUAUCCCAAAUAUUGCUUUGUGUGGGCAAACCCUGCUCACAUCUCAGUGAAAUCUGUGAUUUGUGCCAGCCACUGAUAACUUGAGUUUCCCCAUCAAUUUCAGAUUUGUGAGGGGGAGCUGGAGGACAUUCCCCUGCUCACCCCUGGGUCUGAACAACUCAGGGGAUUUGAUAUCAAAUGUCCCAAAUCUUGUUUUGUGUGGGUAAAUCCCUGCUCACAUCUGAUUGAAAUCUGUGAUUUGUGCCAGCCACCAAUAGCUCAAUCAAUUCCCCAUCAAUCUCAGAGCUGGAGGGCAUUCCCUGCUCAGCCCUGGCUCUGAACAUCACAGGGGAUUUGAUAUCAAAUGUCCUGGGUCCAACUAUUUCUCCCUCAUGGAUCCGGGAAUUUUGUGUGGGCAAACCCCUGCUCGCAUCUGAUUGAAAUUUGUAAUUUCUGCCAACCACUGACAGCUCGAGUUUCCCCAUCAGUCUCAGAGCUGUGGAGGACAUCCCCCUGCUCACUCUUGGCUCCCCCUGGCAGGAGUGGCUCGGGGACAGGCCUGUCCAGCCCCCCUCUGGCAGCCCAGACCGUCGUCCCCCUGCGGCACUGCAAGAUCCCCGAGCUGCCCAUGGAGAGGAGCGUCCUGUUCGAGCUGCAGCUCUUCUUCUGCCACCUCGUCGCCCUCUUCGUCCACUACAUCAACAUCUACAAGACAGUGUGGUGGUACCCUCCCUCCCACCCUCCCUCUCACACCUCCCUGAACUUUCACCUCAUUGACUUCAACGUGCUGACGGUGACAACCAUCGUCCUGGCACGGCGCCUCAUCGGUGCUGUCGUCAAGGAGGCUUCCCAGAGUGGCAAGGUGUCCCUGCCACGCUCCAUCUUGCUGGUGCUCACUCGCUUCGCCGUGCUCACGGGCACGGGCUGGAGCUUGUGUCGCUCCAUCAUCCACCUCUUCAGGACCUACUCCUUCCUCAACCUCCUGUUCCUGUGCUACCCGUUUGGGAUGUACAUCCCCUUCCUCCAGCUGAACUGUGACUUUCGCAAGGCCGGGCUCUUCACCCAGGUCACCAACAUUGGCCCCAGGGACACGGGGGAGGUGACAGCCCGGGGCAGGGACUACCUGACAGUGCUCAAGGAGACCUGGAAGCAGCACACGAGGCAGAUGUACGGCAUGGAGGCCAUGCCCAGCCACGCCUGCUGCCUGUCCCCGGACCUGAUCCGCAACGAGGUGGAGUUCCUGAAGAUGGACUUCAACUGGCGCAUGAAGGAGGUGCUGGUGAGCUCCAUGCUCAGUGCCUACUACGUGGCCUUCGUGCCUGUGUGGUUUGUCAAGAACACGCAGUACUACGACAAGCGCUGGUCCUGCGAGCUCUUCCUGCUGGUGUCCAUCAGCACCUCGGUGAUCCUCAUGCAGUACCUGCUCCCUGCCCGCUACUGUGACCUGCUCCACAAGGCUGCAGCACACCUGGGCUGCUGGCAGAAGGUGGAUCCUGCCCUCUGCUCCAACGUGCUGCAGCACCAGUGGACUGAGGAGUGCAUGUGGCCUCAGGGGGUGCUGGUGAAGCACAGCAAGAACGUCUACAAGGCCGUGGGUCACUACAACGUGGCCGUGCCCUCGGACGUGUCGCACUUCAGAUUCCACUUCUUUUUCAGCAAACCGCUGCGAAUCCUCAACAUCCUGAUCCUGCUGGAAGGAGCUGUCAUCUUCUACCAGCUCUACUCGCUGAUUUCCUCGGAGAAGUGGCACCAGACGAUCUCCCUGGCUCUGAUCCUCUUCAGCAAUUACUACGCCUUCUUCAAGCUGCUGCGGGACCGCCUGGUGCUGGGCAAAGCCUACUCCUAUGCUGCCAGCAGGGACUCAGAGCAGAAGUUAAAUUAAAACAAUUGCACUGAUGCUCUCUCUCAGCCUAUUACAGAACAAACAAAAAAACGAGAAACCCUCAGAGCUUUGUAUUUUUGUUACCACUGCUUUUUUUUUUUUGUUGUCGUUUUCUUUGAUAACUGAUGUAAUUAAAAGGAAAAAAGAAAAAAACAUAUUUUUUUACUCCCAACAA